This is a messenger RNA of Nerophis lumbriciformis (worm pipefish), 3738 nucleotides long. RefSeq lists its product as uncharacterized. Gene Ontology annotation, cellular component: membrane. The record is from RefSeq and is a predicted model, not a curated record. Lineage: Eukaryota; Metazoa; Chordata; Actinopteri; Syngnathiformes; Syngnathidae.
UUUUAGUUCAAAAUUUAAAUCAAGAAACAAAUAAAUCCACGUGCCUGCUAUCCGUACAAAGUUUGUUUAUUGUGGAUCGUAUAUUUAAGAUGCUUUGUAGAAAGCAAGCUAUUGUCAGCAUGAAGUGUAUUCUGUAGCCAAUUAGAAUAAUGCGUGUUUUUAAGAUCUAGGGGGAAGCUGGAAUACUGCGAGAAUACCCACGGAAGACCAGGGAGAAACACCACAGGUUUCUCAAAUAGUGGGUCCGGAACAGAUGAGGUGUCGCAAGCAGCCGAGAAGUUUUUUCUAUUAUUUGUGUCAACACUCGAGUAUUCAUGUUAGAAUGAUACACAAGCCUGCAGCUAGAUGGCAGAGGCACACGGUCCAAUCAACAGGUGUUCUACCUAGUAGGAGUAGUACCGGUAGGUACUCAGGACACGUGUGUACAUGUAACAUUAACUUUGGAUCCACCUUAACAACAAUAGGGAAUUAAUAAAGACUCGUGUCUGCUUUUAUACCAUCCUGAACACUUUGCAGCACCCAAUCUCUGUGAGAUGUAUGUUGUUGCAAUAAAAACAAAGUAUAGGUCACACUUAACACUGAACAAAAGUUAAAAGUAACUAUCAAGUUUGUAGCCCCUAUUUGAAAGGAAGUGCAUGAUCAAGUUCUCAAUAUUAAUUCAAUUCUGGGGGGAUUCAGGGCAGGAUUUUUUUUGUGAAAGACUGCACUAUUGCAAGCCUAUUUUAAUAUAAAUUUACUCAGUAUGUAUUAUUUCUAAGUUACAGGAAACUAACUGCUUUAUUUCAUUACGUGUGUUUACAGACUUUAUUUUCUAUUCACCCAAUAUUGCAAAUUAAAUGGUUUUGUUUUGUUAGCCAAAUGGGAGUGCGGCGUGAAAUCCUGACAGUCUAAAACCAGGGCCCAUGUCUCAUUGUCACGUGACUGGAAGGCAGGUGAAUGAUUAAACUUCCAACAGACUGAAACGACUUUUAUUUUACUUUACGCUUUCCUAACUGCCCUUCAACUUCCUUGUUGGCGUUAAAAGUAGACAUAACAUAUGUUUAACUUUAGAGGCCGGUAUCGUAUUUAGUAUGUUUUUAUAGCAUAACGUAAUUGUUUUUUGGAGCGGGCGAAUAUCGUGUUGAAGAUGGACCGACACAAAUACUUCAUGUUCAACCAGAAGAAUGUGCUCGUCCUCGGCGUGCUCCAAGUGGCUUGUGCCGCUCUCUGCCUCAUCUGCGGCUUCAUGGACGCCGUCUUCCGCAAAGAUACCCCGCUGAGCACCACCAGGACGCCGGUGUGGGGCGCAAUGGUGAGCGUGAUGGUGGCGGCAGCGGUGCUGUCUUGCGUGGGUACUGUGUUUGUUUUGGGCUACGCUUGUCUAACACUGACCUACGGAGAGGAAGAUAAAGAGGUCUUCCACCACCACGACAGUCUUGAAGUGACGUUCGUGCUGCAUAGGAUGGUGAAGGGCGCCAACGCCACCAUACUGCUGAGCUGCUUCGUCAGCCUGCUCAUUUCUUCUCUCAUCGCCUAUGUGGGUUGCUGUAGUCUCCCCCGCUGUGGAUGCUACGACGCUAGGACCGGACUUGAGACGCUGGUUCCACAGUGUGACCCAGGCGACACUGAGAUGGUGUGCACCUGGCAAGCCGGUGGUGAUGACAGGCUCUUCAACUCCCCUUUUCAGUCUCCUCCAGACUGUGGGAAAACACAGGAGGAUUUGGGAGCAUCCUCUAACCUGCCGCCGUACAGCAGACUGUCCUGAGACUGAUCUUGUGACUUGAUGACGUGAGAUUGUUUUUAACAAGUAAAUAUGUAACCACCGAGCUCUGAUAGGAAUGUUUACUUUUUAUUCUGGGGUUCUACCUAAAGCAGGGGUGACAAACUCAUUUUCGAUCAGGGGCCACAUGGAGAAAAAUCUACUCCCAAGUGGGCCGGACUGGUAAAAUCACGGCACGAUAACUUAAAAAUAAAGACAACUUCAGAUUGUUUUCUUUGUUAAAAAAUAGAACAAGCACAUUCUGAAAAUGUACAAAUCAUAAUCUUGUUUUGUUUAAACUAACAUGUUGCGGUUAAUAGUAUUCUACCUUUAUUUGUCGUUAUUUAUACUUUCUGAAUAAAUUAUGUGAUAAUGUUCAUCAGUCAACUCAUUGGUGUUAAUCUAUCAAGAUAAAAAAAAUACAACAAAAAUCAAAUUACAGUAUGUUAUUUAUGCAGUUUACUCAUUUUCCUUGACUGAUGUACUAACAUGUGUUUUUAUUUUUAUUUUUUACAUAUGUAGCAUGAUCUACAUAGAUACAAAUAAUUGCUAUUGCGACAUCUAGUGGACACAUUUAGAACAGCAGUUUCUUUCAUUCAAAAAUUUCGGCUCAUUUUUAUACUUAGCAAACUCCGGAUAAAAUCUGUACGCCGGCCUGAUCUGGUACGUUUGACACCCCUGACUUAAAGGCAUGUAUGGAUUGUUUAUUUUAUGGUACCUUGGAAUACGUCAAGUUUUUCGGGAUACAAGCUUUUGGCUAUUUGGUAUGCUUUAGGUUGCAAGCAAAAAUUGGGUUUAGCAUUCUCCCCACCAUUUGUUGUAGCAAAUGACACAGUAAACCCUCUAAAAUCUGACCAAAACAUACAGUCUUGCUCACAGUUUCUAGCUAGAAAUAGACAUAACUUUGUUUUUCUACGCAUGGGAAGAAAGAGAGUGGGUGUGAAGGACAGUGCUGAGAAAAGUAAGUGGGUGAUGAAUUAGUGAAAUAAAUCAUCAAAAAUUAUGAGGGGCUAACUAACUGGGUGAAGCAGUUGGAGCAAAGCACUGCAAGUCUGCACCAUACUGAUAGAGAAUGAGUCUAGUGCCAGCCAGAGUGUCCAAACAGCGGACAUUUAUCCAUGAAAAUAUGGAAAAGCUACUGAUGGUGUAUUUGAUGGAGAGAAGGGGUUAUCAAAAACUGUAAGGUAUGAUUAUCAAAAUUAUAUCGAAGGCUUGAUAUAUAAUGACACAUCACAUAUUAGUUUCCCAUUUAAAGUUGAAUUGACACGAAUGAGUUUUUGCACCAUACUCUAAUUUUUUGAGUUUCACCUGUAAUGUAGCGUUUAUCAAUUCAUUCAGUUGAUUUUUGACAGUUAAUGUCAUACUGUCAGCCGUGACUCUCUGACAAACACACAGUUGUCUAUUCCCCCUGUGACACCUCACGGCUUCACAGAAUCAAAAUAACAUCAGAUUUGCUUUAAUAAUACGCGGAAUAAAAUUUUAUCUACAGAUUAUUAUUCACACCCAGCUAGGAAGAAGAAGCUGUUGUAGCGUGCAAACACAAAUAAUUGUGUUGUCAUCACCAUGACAACACAAUGUGCCUGCAUUGAUACGAUCUUUUUAAAUUUAAAAAGUGUUCUCUUUUUUUUAAUGGAUUUCAAUGACAUUCACAAGUUAGUAAAGCUUCAGGUUCCGUCUUUUUUUCACAACCAAAUAAAAAGGUGUCAUGUAAUUAAUUAGCAAUGAGUACGUCUUCAUUCCAGACCUAAGGGGGACCUAUGAUUAUUUUUUAUUUUUUUACAUUUAAAACCAUUCCUUGUGGUGUAUGAAACAUGUUUAAUAUAAGCUUUGAGUUUUAAUUUUGCUCCACAGUCCCUUUUUAACCAGUUUUUUGAGUCUGUCAGCAAGCUGGCUGUUUGCAGAUUGCGAUUGAAACCAAGACCCACUCUUAAAAAGUAUCGAAUUUAUCUUUUAAAAAAUUUGCACUUUUUAAAUAUGUAUCUUAAAGUUGACACCACCAU